This is a messenger RNA of Numida meleagris (helmeted guineafowl), 4419 nucleotides long. RefSeq names its product transmembrane protein 169 (gene TMEM169). The record is from RefSeq and is a predicted model, not a curated record. The transcript has 3 exons. NCBI's taxonomy places the organism in Eukaryota, Metazoa, Chordata, Aves, Galliformes, Numididae. Bases 256 to 1179 code for a protein of 307 amino acids.
GACGCGCCGCCCCGCCCGCGCCGGGCUUGAGCGCCGGGGAAGGUGGCGGCGGGCGGCGGUGAGCGGGGUCCUGGCGGCUCGGGAGGGAACGGGCCGCGGCGCGGCUGCGGGGCCCCGCGGGCAGGCUGGGAAUGGAGUGCAUAAUUUGGAUAUCAGCAGUAGGACAUCUUAUCAAAACAAAGCAUCUGUGGGACUGUUGUCAAAUGAAUGACUUCUAAGUGCAGGAGCUGUUAGGCCGGAAACAAGUGCUACAAGAUGCCAAGUGAGGUGCUUGAGAGUGGCAGUGGGCUGGAGGACACAGUGCAAAAAGAGAGCAAAUCUGGAAGUCACAGCCCUUGCCAUGGAUCUUUGAGGAGGGCUGUGGCAACCACUGUCACCUUCGAUGGAGAAGCCACUAUGGACCGGAGGAAAAAGAAGAAGAAAGAGUCCCGUCCUGAGUCAGUAAUAGUAUAUAGGUCAGAGAAUGAGAAUAAAGUGGAAGAGGAGCAAGCAGAUGAAGAAGGAGGGGAAAGGAGCUCUGAAGAAGGCUCCAAGUUCUUGGGUCAGUCCAUGACUGAUGGUGUCUGGAACAUGCCUUCAGACAGCCGAUAUGUCACGUUGACUGGAACAAUCACCAGAGGAAAGAAGAAGGGUCAGAUGGUGGACAUCCAUGUCACGCUAACAGACAAAGAGCUGCAGGAACUGGCUAAGUCAAAGGAACCUCCUAAAGAAAGUGUACCUGAGAAGAAAAAAUGUGAUGUUGGGUUGGACAGAGGACCUCACAUUGUCCUCUGGACCAUCAUCUGCCUCCCCAUCGUUUUUGUAGUAUCCUUCGUGGUUUCAUUCUACUAUGGAACCAUUACAUGGUACAACAUUUUCUUGGUGUACAAUGAAGAGAGGACCUUCUGGCACAAAAUCACCUUUUGCCCCUUUUUGAUCAUCUUCUACCCAAUUAUAAUCAUGGUUCUGUCUUUUUCCCUAGGCCUGUACUCAGCUGUGAGCCAGGUAUCAUGGUCCUUUGGGGACUGGUGGCAUGCUGUCAGGGAUAUGGAGAAGGGCUUCUGUGGCUGGCUCUGCAGCAAGCUAGGUUUGGAAGAUUGUUCUCCGUACAGCAUUGUUGAGCUGCUAGAUUCUGACAAUAUCUCAGGUAGUCUCUCUGGCAAGAGCUCUGCACAAGGGGUUGAUACUUCAGCAGUCUGAGCCUUUGUCCUGGCUGACUAUUUUUGUCAUAUGUGAGUGGUUUUCAUCUAGAAAAUGACACUGAUUUUUUAUAAAUAUAUAUAUUUAAAAACAAAUAAAACACUGGGCUGGGAGUGCUCUUUAAAUGUCACAGAAUGCAAGUGUGCUAGCUUCAUGUGGUCUGGGUGGGGAGGUGCAUGGUUCUCCAGUGAUUUGUCAUCUAUUUUAGCUAAUAACAGCUCUGGGGAAUAGUGAGAAAAUCCAGGUCUGUGGAGCUUGGGCUGUUUUGGGGUGGCAGAUAUGAGCUGAAAAGUCCCCUUCAGUAAAGUUAGACAUCGCUUUUAGGGGGAAAAAAAAAAAAAAAACAAAAAAAACCAAAAAAACAAACAACAACAACAGCAACAAAAACAGGGACCUCCUGACCCAGUGAAGUUUCUACCCAGGGGAGAUAGGAACUCAUCCAUAGGUGAAGGCUAAAUUGCAAAAUAUGUGAUAUUCCUGCAGUUUUCCUAGAAAGGGGCCUUUUUCAGUCAUUCAAAAAAAUACAACAAACCUUUCAGGUAGGCUAAUUUCUGAGAUAGCAUCAGUUUGAAAAAACAGCACUGCAACAGUUGUGCCCAAUCUUUCAGUGGGAAAGAACAGCAUAGCCUCUAACAAAGGCACAUGAGAUCUUUGCUGACCUGCAACCAUGUACAGUGGAGGGCUUGCUCAAUAAUGCGUUGUGUAGGGAAUGGACAAGCAUAUCACCAAGCACCUUCAGGUGACUGUAGGUAUGCAUGUAUGUCCUUAGGACACACCUGACUUUGUUAGGUGCACUCCUGAAAGAGAAUGGGCUACAAGUCUUAUGCAAGGGAACACCUGGGUAUGCCAUGAAAACAGGGAAAAAAACACUUGCUCUGAGGAAUGUGAUCAGUUUGGGUGUCACUGCAGUGUAUGUGUUGACUGGUGGCACCUAUUUUUUAUGGAGGUGAAGCUGAAAGUUGCUUGAGAUGAGGAAGGUCUCACUGAAAAAGUCACUCUUGUUUUCAAGUUGCCUUUAUGGAGGAGAUGCUGAACCAUUCAGUUCAGAAAGAGAAUGACCCUGAACAUGCAGAAUGUCCCUGUUAGUGCCAGUGUAAAUUGCAUUAGUGCCUCAGCUCCAGAAAUCUGCCUCACCACACCCUGCUUCCUCGUUAAUUACAUGGAAGAGCAAUAAAUUGUACAUCUUCUUCCCCUCAUGUCUCACUUUCAUAACUGAUUUCCCUUCUUUUGGGAAUUUGCUUAGCAUCUUAGUGGGCUCCUAGGCCAGGCUGAGGUGGUCAAUAGGCUGGAGAAAUUUUAAUAGUCUGUUUAAAAAAAAUCACAAGCAGAAAAGUUCUUUCUUUGGACCGCACUUGACUGUUGAAGUUUUGGCCUAGGGAGUGCACAAGGGAACUGAAGGAGAGGAUUAGUGGACUAUAAUGGGAAUUGAGUUACAUAUGUGAAACAUUGCAAAGUUCCUGAGCACUCUAGUUCAGCUGGUGCUGCUAGAAAGUCUGGCUCAGCCCCAACCCAGAAGGGCCCACAAUUUGCAUGUGUGUAGGUAGGUAAUUUAUUAGUGUGCAGUCCAUGUAGGCUGUACAGUCACUGAUGUCUGUAUCAGUUUCACUACCGCAGUCUCCCUACCAGAGGGGGAGCUGCUCUAGUUGUUAGGUGUCUAAGAGAAAAAUUUAGAAAUGGGAUGUCAAUGUCACAGGAGUUAAUGCUUUGUGUUGCACUCAAUGGAUGAUCCUACAGCUACACUGGCUGGCUGUCCCGUCUAGGACGUUAGGCAAUGUGAUGGAUAAACAAGUCCUUCUGAUGCUCUAGGCCUGAUAUUGAGAAAUAAUGCAUCCUUGGUCUGGGAGGUCCAGCCAAAGCAACCUCUUUAGCACUGGUUUGAGAAUUACCAGUGUGAGCAGUGUAUAAGUCAAAUAUCAAGAGGGGGCUUGGCCCUGUGCUUUACUGACAAACCAGAGGUAUUCUUGGGCUGAAGUACAGCCAGGCUGCUUGCUGCUUUCUGAUGCACAACUCUCAGUUUUUACUGGCUGAGUCUCAGGCAGUGAAGUACCUGUGAAGUACCUUUCACAGGGCUGUUUCAGUUGGUGAGCUUGAUAUGCCCCUGAAUUAAUGGAGAAGCUUAGAAUAAGCAGUGCAAGUGCCAGCAGUCUCUAGUGACCCAGCACAGCCACUGUGUUUAAUACUCCUCCCCAUGGAAAUAGCAGGCUCCCACAUGGCUGGAGAGUGGUAAGAAGUGAUGCUUAGCAAGCAUUAAUGGGGAGGAAGGUUCACUGGCAAGUAUUCUUGCUCUCUGACUGGAGGGACACUGCUGGUGUGAAAGAAGUGGAUUGUGCUCGUUUGCCCCCAUAUGUGGCAAACAAGUGGGGAAAGGAUGCCUGGCAAGCAUGUAUUACUGAAGAGGGAGAAAACCCAAUUCAGCUGUCACUGCCAAACAGCAGCUGUUCAAGGCUAGACGAAAGGCUGGGGUCAGUAGCACAAAGAGCCUUCAGCUUACAGAGGACUUGAAUGAUAAAUACUAGCUAGUUACAGAAUACAACUAUGUGAAAUGUCUGCUGAGCUGCAGGAUUUGCUUUCAGGCUUGCAAACAGCCUGUGAAAGUGGAGACAAAACCAAAUCUGUGCCUCUUCCUGCUAUGUAAACACAAAGGAGCACCAGAGAAGUUGUAUUGCCCUCCCUCUGCCAUGGCAGCUGUGCUUCUGGGUACAGUGAAACCAUUCGGGGGCUGUCUUUUUGAAGAUAUUCUUGAAUAAUUAAUCAUGUGUUUUCUACUUUAUUACAUUUAACUAAGCUUGCCUCAGCUCCUGCUGAAAUCGGGGUGUUCUGCCACUGAUUUUAAUGGGAUCUAGUUUAAGCUUGGUGUUAGUUCUGGUGCUAUUCUUAAAAGUUUGAAUAAAACUUUUCUCAAAACAACUCUGGAUAGCUUUCUCUCUUGCUUGCUAUCCCCAGAGCUGUUUGCCUGCUGCAAAAUAUAUAAUCACUAUCACUUGUUGUAAUAGAAGAAAGCACAAGUUUUUGUCUUGUUCUACCUUUGCUUUCAGAAACUCAAAAAUAAUUUCUGCUUAUGUGCCACUGCCAAACUGCAGGGAAUUCCAGUGAUUCUGAUUGUUGAGUGUGUUUCUGGCUGCUCUAGUCUGAAAUUUUAAGUAAAGAUAGCGUGUGUUUGCUGAUUGUUAUUUUUAAUUGCAUUCCCUUUUCCCACCCUUGCUGGCCUGGGUGGAGAAUAAAAAUGUAUAUGGCUUAGAA